Molecule: messenger RNA, 1034 nt
Organism: Cuscuta campestris
Lineage: Eukaryota; Viridiplantae; Streptophyta; Magnoliopsida; Solanales; Convolvulaceae
Source: the annotation of a GenBank genome assembly
UUUUCAACAAUUAUUUUAUUUAUUUAUUGUUAUCCACAUGAAUAUAUGAUAACAAACCUCUGUGAAAACUUUCUACAUCGUCUUCUCUACGCUGCCAUUUCACUGACCAAUGGGCUCCAAUGUAAUUCCUCAGGCGCUGUUUGCGGCUCUAAGGAUCCCCAUUCAAUGGGGUUCCAAGACGCCGUCUUUUUCUGCUUUCUCCCGACCUACGGAGCUCAAUUCGCGCUCAAUUUGUGUUUCUAGGGUUUCUUCCAUUCGCUCCCGCCUUUCAAAUCGGGGAAAUCAGCGGUUUGUUGUCAGAGCUGAUGAAGAUGGAGUUUCUGGAGCUGAUGCUGUCGCAGUGGAUGAAGGUUCGCCGGAAACUGGGUUAGAAACUGAAUCAGAGCCUCAGUUGAGAGUUGCAACAAUGGAAAAGCCUCCCAGGAAGCCUCGGAUCAAGCUCGGAGAUAUAAUGGGGAUAUUGAACAAGAGAGCAGUUGAAGAAUCUGAUAAGGAAAGGCCUAUACCGGACCUUAGGACUGGCGAUGUUGUAGAGAUCAAGCUGGAAGUCCCUGAAAACAGGAAGAGGUUGUCUGUUUAUAAAGGUAUAGUAAUAUCAAAGCAAAAUGCUGGUAUUCACACAACCAUUCGGGUUCGGAGGAUCAUUGCUGGUGUUGGGGUUGAGAUCGUAUUCCCUAUAUAUUCGCCAAAUAUCAAAGAGAUCAAGGUAGUGAAGCACCGUAAAGUGAGGAGGGCAAGAUUGUACUAUUUGCGCGACAAACUUCCCAGGCUCUCCACUUUCAAGUAAAGUUAUGUGUUUUUCACCAGUUUGCAUACUUACAUUGCGUGCUAAAAUAUGUAUCAUCACUCUCUUUUUCUCAGUUGUAAGUUUCCAAACCUGUAAUAUGUUUUCCAUAUACUCUUGGUAGGGGUACAAAGAGAUAAAAUUUCACUUUGGGUCCUUACUCUACAUUAAGGUGAUAUGGAUUUAGUUUCAAAUGCCACAUUGUAAGACAACUUGGGAUGAUAUAGUGGACUAAAACAUGUUCCCAAAA